AUCUGGGUUAAUUCUGGUGUCAGUCCGGUGAUCAGUGCGUUCGACCGAGGAACAGUGUCCAACACCCUUUCUUGUGACCUGCUAAACUUGACUCCCGUCUCCGAAGCACAGAUUAAGCAGUGGCCGAAUAGGGCACCUGUCGUGGAUUCGGAAUGUGAUUAUUUAUCUCGAACGUGUCGCGCUCGCGUUUAUCUGUGUUUGUUCCCAGUGUGAAGUUUACCUUGCUGUCAGAAGAUGUGAAUGCAAUUUAUGUGCUUAGCACCGAAAGCUGCUCACUGCUCGCAAGCAAACGACGGAUGCCGCAAAGAUUCAGUUCCAUCUUUGGAUCUCUGGUCGCUGGUAGCCCACCGAGAAGGACAGUCCGUUAGCUCUGCGUAGUGGAUGCGUGUUACAAGUGAAGAAACCACUGUGUCUAAAUUUUUGGAGGUGAUUUUGCUUGGUUUUUUUCAUUCUUGGAGCCUAAACAAUGGAUGAGGAUAUAGUAUUAUUGGAGGACUCUAGCGUGGAACUGUCUACUGGCUCCACCGUAGAGACAACGCCUUCUACCUUCGAUCCUGUCACGAUCGUAACGCAGCUUAUAACGGAAUCUACCAAACUACUGACCACCGCAGCAGUUGAGACUACCUCUAGUAUUAUGUCCACGAUGUCCAGCACUCCAGGUACGGUAGUUAUGGAGUCGUCUACGAUCGCAAUGGACACAACUUCGAUACCGGAUGCCUCAUCGAUCACUACCACUGAGAGCAUCCUUUCUACCAGCACCGCAUCAUCACCAAUAACCGAGACACUUCUAUUCUCCUGGUUUGACUACACGAUCUUCGCCCUGCUCCUGCUGCUCUCCACGUUUAUUGGAGUGUACUUUGGAUUCCUAUCGAAGAUCAAGCAGAACAACAAGAAGGAAUAUCUGCUGGGUGGCAAAACGAUGAACAAGUUCCCCGUAUCAGCUUCCCUCAUUGCAAGUCACAUUUCUGGAAUAACCAUGCUAGGAGUACCGUCGGAGAUGUACAGCCACGGGACACAGUACUGGAUGUUUAUCAUUCCAGCUUUUACGGUUGCGCUCCUGAUGAAAACGAUCUACCUGCCAGUGUUCUACGACCUACAGGUUACUUCUGCUUUCACGUAUCUCGAGCUGCGCUUCGACAAGUUCGUCCGAUCGGCUGCCAGUCUGGUGUAUGCGCUUCAGUGCAUCAUCUACAUCCCGAUCGUGAUCUACGUCCCGGCGCUGGCAUUCAGUCAGGUGACCGGAAUCAAUCUCCAUGUGAUCACACCCAUCAUCUGUGUGAUCUGUAUCUUCUACACCACCGUUGGUGGACUAAGAGCCGUUGUCUGGACCGAUACACUGCAGUUUGUGCUUAUGAUCGGGGCUUGUAUAGCUGUGAUUGUGCUAGGCAUCAGCUCGGUUGGAGGAUUCAUGGAGGUUUGGGAAGCGGCCGAUCGUGGAAAGCGUCUUAUCUUCUUCAACAUGGAUCCGAACCCCUUUGUUCGCACAUCCUUCUGGACGGUCUGCCUAGGACUCACCACUCUCUGGGUCUCUAACCUUGCCGUCAACCAGGGCUGCGUUCAACGGUUUCUCGCCGUCCCGGAUCUUCGGGUAGCUAAAAACUCGCUCAUCAUCUUCACCGCCGGUCUUAUCUUCGUCAAGAGCUGUUCCUGCUUUAUCGGACUCCUUAUCUACGCCAAGUACGAAAGCUGCGAUCCGUUCUCCAUCAAGAAGAUCUCCAAAAUUGAUCAGAUUCUACCGUACUACAUCAUGGACGUGGGGACAAAGAUUCCCGGACUACCGGGGCUUUUCGUGUCCGGGAUCUUCUCUGCCGCCCUGUCGACAAUGUCCUCCGUACUGAACACCUUGGCCGGUACCAUCUACGAGGACUUCAUCCACCACCGGAUGCCAAAUGCAAGCGAAAAGAAGGCAAGUAACAUCAUGAAGAUGUUGGUCGUGCUGCUCGGAUUCCUGGUGCUUGGACUCGUGUUCGUUGCCGAACGGAUGGGGCAAGUCAUGCACAUCGCCAUCUCGUCCUCGGGUGUAACUUCCGGCACGAUGCUGGGCAUGUUCUCGGCCGGUAUGAUUUCUCGGCGCAUCAACACAAAGGGUAUUAUCAGUGCGUCGGUUGUGUCGAUGGCCAUCACCGGUACGAUAAUGACGGGAGCUCAACUAAAUCCUAAACCACCGAUGCUAUCGCUGCGAACGGAUGGAUGCGAUGGGGAGAUUCUGGCCAACGUAACGACGCUACUGACAGAGACUGUCACGCAAGCAGUAGAAACGGAUACGGUCCCACUAAUCUUCAAGCUAAGCUUUAUGCACUACUCUUUGCUGGGGUUGAUUAGCUUCUUCGUCGUGUCGUUCGUGGUGAGUCAUCUGACCGGCGGUGGGGAUAUUAGCGACGAACGGUUGCUGGCACCGUUCCUGCGCAACACGGACAAGCUGGAGAAAGAGAUGACACUGCUGAAGCACAACAUCAAGUAUGAGGAAAUCGAUAUGGCACUGCGGGAGCUACAAAAACCCUCCGAUCUGGAGAAAAAGUGAACCGAGUGCGUGAGUUUAAGCUUAAAUCAAGCUACAUUAAUUAUUGAUAAAUAAAGCAGCAACAGUAGAAUCUCACCGUAAA
Molecule: messenger RNA, 2603 nt
Organism: Anopheles stephensi (Asian malaria mosquito)
Lineage: Eukaryota; Metazoa; Arthropoda; Insecta; Diptera; Culicidae
Product: sodium-coupled monocarboxylate transporter 1-like
Exons: 5
Coding region: 467-2521 (684 amino acids)
Biological process (GO): transmembrane transport; sodium ion transport
Cellular component (GO): membrane
Molecular function (GO): symporter activity
Source: RefSeq, a predicted model, not a curated record